AUCGCGAGAUUUCCGUGACGGCUAACGUUAACUAGCUUGCUGUGUCAACCACAGUUACACCGGUCGCGGUGAUCCACCUACAGCUGCAAACUUGCCUCCGGUAUUUUAUUUCUUAACGGGAAAAUUAAAAACUAACCACCCACGGAGAGGUGCUGUCUGUCGGCUUGAAGCGCCGUCACCGCCCCUGGGACUGUCCGCGGCUCUCGUCCUUUAAUCGGCCAGGUAUCAUCCAGCCUCAUCCAGCCCCACUGUGGAUCUUUAGCCCCUCCGUCAGGACAGUGGCAGAGGCAGAGGCAGAGCCAUCGGGGACCAGACCAGCAGGCACCAGGGCUCCAUGAGCGCGACGGGGCAGCAGCAAGGGGGGGCCUGCGUUCUCGCCGAGGCCUUGGCCGGGACAAAGGACCCUGGGCAGGGCAUGAGCAUGGAGGCGGCCUGCUGGCUUGCCCCCGGAGUGCUGCGCAGGCUGAUUGAGCUGCCCUCACCCCCCCUGUCCAGACACCAGCUCAAGAGACUGGAGGAGCACAGGUACAGCAGUGCUGGUCGUUCGCUGCUUGAGCCUCUGAUGCAGCGUUACUGGGAAUGGCUGGUGGGACGAGUCCCCUCCUGGAUCGCCCCCAACCUUAUCACCAUCAUCGGCCUGGCCACCAAUGUCUUCACCACCCUCGUGCUUGUCUACUACUGCCCGACUGCCACUGAACAGGCUCCUCUCUGGGCAUACCUGUUGUGUGCUGUGGGUCUGUUUAUUUACCAGUCACUGGACGCCAUUGAUGGGAAGCAGGCCAGACGCACCAAUAGCAGCUCUCCGCUGGGCGAGCUGUUCGACCACGGCUGCGACUCCCUCUCCACAGUGUUCGUGGUGUUGGGAACCAGUAUAGCCGUGCAACUGGGCACCAACCCGGACUGGAUGUUCUUCUGCUGCUUCGCUGGGAUGUUUAUGUUCUACUGUGCCCACUGGCAAACAUACGUGUCGGGAACGCUGCGGUUUGGCAUAUUUGACAUAACAGAGGUGCAGAUCUGUCUAGCAGGAUUACAGAUGGUCACAGCCACUGUGGGUCCCUGCCUGUGGAACAUGAUGAUUCCGAUCCUAAAUAUCCAGAUGAAAAUGGUUCCUGCCAUCUGCACGUUUUUAGGAGCCAUCUUUUCCUGCACCAAUUACUUCAGAGUUAUAUUUACAGGAGGCGUGGGCAAAAACGGAUCCACAAUAGCAGGAACCAGCGUCCUCUCUCCAGUCUUACAUAUUGGCUCAGUUAUAAUUUUGGCGAUGAUGAUAUACAAGAAGUCUGCUGUCCAGCUCUUUGAGAAACAUCCGUGUCUUUAUAUCCUGGCGUUUGGCUUCGUCUCAGCCAAAAUCACCAAUAAAUUAGUUGUAGCACAUAUGACAAAAAGUGAGAUGCAUCUUCACGAUUUAGCCUUCCUGGGACCAGGACUACUGUUCCUGGAUCAGUAUUUCAAUAGUUUUAUUGAUGAGUACCUGGUGCUGUGGAUUGCAUUGAUCAUUUCCUUGUUUGACUUGGUGCGUUACUGUGUCAGUGUUUGCAACCAGAUUGCCUGCCAUCUUCACAUUUUUGUUUUCAAAAUCAAGCCUUGUUCAGUCCUCAGUUCAGCUCCGCACUGAGGACACGCCGGCCAUUACUGACUCUGCCCCCCCACCCCACCUCCUUCCCCCCUUAGCCGCACUCAUCUUUUUCUUUCUUCCCUCUGUUUUCCACGUAGAGAUGCAGGGGGAUGACGUGUAAAAGUAUGUGCUUCUGCCAACUGAAUGUGAGGACAAAUAAUAUAUAUUAAGAUACUGGAGUAUUACUGUCAUUGUUUUCUUUUUUCACCAGUGCAGAGUUGAAUUUGUACCAGUUUCAUCUUCUGCCCCAGUAACAAUAAUUCUCCUUCUGACAAACUCAUGGUUACACAGAGCAAAUAUUUCAGGAGAGUACAGGUGCUACUCAGUAUGGUCAAGGAGAGAAACUUAAAAAGUGUGUUUUAACUGUUCAUGUGCAAGAAAAUGUAUAGGAAAUGAAUCAAACUCUUUGCUUUUCAUGAUUAUAAUUUUUGUAAUAUUUGCAUAACUUUACCUUUUUGCUAUUGUAAAUACCAAACUGUUACGGUGUCUGCUUCUCUUAAUUUAAAAAUCCUUCUUUGACACAUUUAUAAAAACCUUCCUUCGUGUGUAUGAUUUUAAAGGAACGACAUCUCCUGCACAUCACACGGUUUUGGAGGAAACUUAAUAUCAACGUUGUCACAUUUUUUUCUUUUACAUAUCCGAACAUACCUGCGACAUAUUUACUGCCAGUGUUUUUUCCGUCUCAUUUGUCAGCUGUAACCACUUAAAGGUUAAAGGUACACGUGGGAUUUUGGGCUGUGAUUCAAGACUGAGGAGGGGAUUUUAUAUUUACUUAUAAUCAUGUUAUAUAUUCAUUUUGAAGUCGGUGGUUUGGUUAAUGCUUCAUGGGGUGAGGCUUUCUUUAUAUGUUAUUAUUUUUGUUGUAAAUAGAUAAAGACACACUGUGUGCGCACAUGUAAGAGAAGUAUGUUCAGUGGAGAUCCACUUACUAACAUUCAGGGCUUUUCUAAUGCAGAUGAAAGGUUUGAAAGUGAGUAAGUGGACCUUUGAGGUCACAAAUGAACUUUUAUGUUAAGAUUUUCGCACAUUUUGCAGAUGAUGAAAACAAAGAUCAAGACAUUUUUAAAAGUGGCUGCUUUGACUCAGUUCUCAUUUCAACUUUAUUGAACGUUGCUGCUGCUGUUGUGUUACAGAUUGCUCCACUGUUACUCCUUUCCUUUCUCUCCAUCUGGAAUUAUUGUUUUAUAUUUUCACUAUCGUAAACAAAUCCCAUCAAAAGACCAAAACCAGCAAUGUAUUGGUUUCAUCUCUGACCUCUCUGCGCUGUCUGUGGCUCUUAGCUCCGAGCCAUCUGCUUGUCACUGAAGAAGUUUAAAAACACCUCACAGAUAUGUAGCUCGAUAAUAAGGCGAAACAUUUGCUCCCUGUGGUUUUUAAUAAAUGUCACUCAAACAGGAGGAAAUAGUGCCUUUACUGGGGACUAUUUUCGGCAGCAGGCUAAUACACAUUUGUUGCUCUAGUGUAUUUCAGUUACUACAGUGUGUGUUCAUUUUAAUGAAGGAUCAUGUCCUCCAGUUCACGCGGCUCACUGAUGUGUUUUUGGACAACAGUGGAGCUCAGGAUAAGCCAUACUGGUCUUUGGAUACUUAGUUCAUACUUGGUAAAUGUUUGGUCCAAUGUUUUCCAGACAAUUUUCUGGCAACUUUUCACAUAAUUUGACAAAAAUUAGCUGCUUUUGAGUUUUAAUUACUAGAAUGUUUCCAAGUAAGACCCACUCUAUUUAUUAUUAGGUAUAAGUGAAAUGAGAAAGCACUAGUUUCUACAGUUUAAGACUGUUUACAGUUUACAUUAAGUGCUCACUCAUUAUGUCAAGGUUUUUUUUUUGUUAGUGAGCAGAUGUAGGUAUCCGUUUCCUUGAAAGACAAAUUGCCGCACACUAUAGAUCUGGUUGGUAAAUAUUUUAAUUGACAUUUAAGCAGCAUACCUGUAGUUUUCAGCUGCAUUCCUGCCUUAACUUUGUGUUUUCAAACACUCCAUGCGUUAAAAUUUAAUUGACAUCAGUUAUACCUGCAGAUGUAGUAAAAUAAAGUGAUUCAGUGUGUGUAGCACAUUUUUCCAUUUAGGAUUGGUAUUAUUAUUAUUAGUAGUAGAGGUAGUAGUAUUUCUAGGAAGCGCUGAUAAAUAUUUACGUCUGUAAAUGAACAAUUUUUCACUUAGCUCCUACACAAUUCCCUCAUUUUCUUAAAAAAAAUCUUUGAUAACUGUCACAUCUAACAUUUUGUCCAUUUCCCUUAUAUUUGGUAACAGAUAGCGUGACACUACUCUUGGAAAUAUGCUUUGUAAUUAACACCUAAAUAGCAGCUAAUCUUUAGGAAAUGACAAGGAAAGUUUCCAGGUAUUUGUUAGUAGGAUCACUACAUUGCCAGUUGUCAUCUUUUCAUGGGAUUUGCUGACGGUCAUAAAGAUACGUAAUAUGACGGUUACUAAUGUGAACACCACACUCCCUCCUGUGUUGUCGUCGGAUGUUUCUAUUUAACUGAACCACUGUUUUAAAAAUAAGUUUAUUGUUAACACAGCAUGGUUGACAUUAAGUUUCCUCCCAAACCUCCACCUCCUCCACCUGCCGCAGCAGAACAGGUGACUGAAUGUACAGGAGAUGAUGAGGUCACAGUUUUUAAGGUGGUGACUGACGAGAAAUCAGAUCAAACUUUUGUCCCUUGGCAGUUAAUAAAAACCUGUUUAUUUGAAGUGUGGCUGCUGCUCGUUCUGCCUCCACGCCCACCACCGUCACCUCGAGUGUGUGUUUACUGUCGCUGCUUCUGUGGAGAUCCUGUAGUCGUGUGGAGAACCUAAACAGCAGAGAUUAGUUUCUUGCUUUUAUAUAUUGUGCCUGUUUUAUUUAUGUUUCACUGAACAGUUCCAUCUGCAGAGCCAGUACUGAGCCUCUAUGGUCUGUUUGAAAUGUUCAAGAAGAUCUAUAAUGUUGACUGAUUAAUUGAUUAAUGUUUAAUAGCUUCUGAGCAGUGGUUGUCUUAACUGGAGGAGUUCAGGUGCAGGGUGAUUUGGUCGUAAUUUACAGUUUUCUGAACACUUGAGAAAAAAAACUCUUGGUCGUUGGUUCAUUGAAGCUCGUUUCUGCCAACGUGAUGAAAACAAAUGAUCCUGAGUCAUUAUAAUGAGAAACUUAAUAAAGAAUCUAAAUAAAGACGUAAUAAAUAAUGACAAAGCUUUCCUAUAUCAACUGUUUCUGUUUUUUUUUUUUACAAUUACUUGCACAAUUUAUUCAUUUUUUAUCACAUUGGCAGAAAUCAGUUUCUAUUUUGGUUCAUAGGAAGAGAGACUUCCACACAGAAGUGUUAAAGGGACAUUUCACUCAAAUCACAAAAACAUUUGUCCUCUAAAAUACCUUGAGAAGGAAUAUUAGUCAAAUAUUAGGAAUAUUAUGAGAUUUAUAAAAGAUUCUGAAUCAUUGCAUAUUAUGAGAAUUUUGUCUUAAUUUUGAGGGAAAAUCAUAACCAAAAUAAAAUUGUAAUUUAGCAGAAAAAAGUCAUCAGAGUCAUAAUUUAUAGAGAAAAGUUGCUAUGUUAUAUAAUAAUGAAAUGUAUUGAAAAUAAAGCUGUUGGGGAGAAUAUAUCUAGUAUUUCCACAGUUAAUUUUACAGAAGAAUAAAUUGCACUCUUUACAUUUAAACUUGAAGAGUUACAAUAGAAAAUAGUUGUGAUUUUUGCAAGAAAAUUUUAAAUGAUGCAAAGUUACAAUAUUUUGAGAAAAAAAAAUCAUUACUGUGUGAGAAAAAAAAAGUACUGCUAUUGGGGGAAAAAAUAUUAACAAUAAAAAAUAGUAUACUAGGUGAAUAAAAUGAUUUUAUAAAAAAAAUGACAAAACAGUUGUAAUAGGUUAAGAAAAGAUAUUUAAAGACUAUAGUAAUAGUGAGAAAUAAACCAUAAUGUGAAAGUAAAGAUGCCGUUUUGGAGGAAAAAAUGUCAAAAAGUUACAAUAUUGUAAAAACUAUUGGGAAUGAAGGCAGAAAUCUCAGCUGUGAAGAUUUUAAACUCUACUCUGUAAAAUGAAAACCAUCUGCAUGACUGGACACUAACUAGGGUUUAGCAGUAAAAUAUUUUUGUUGUGAUUUGGGUGGACUGGCCCUUUAAGGAGCAGCUCAGUGUUGACAUAACUAGAUGUCCACACUCUGGGUGAAAAGGGAAAUGUACAUCAUACAUGAAGUAACAGUGUUGAGUACAAACAUUUCUCAAAUGUCACGUUCAGAUAUUUUUAUUUAUCCGUUUAUUUUCUACGGUGGAUGUCUCUGUACAGUCAUGUCUGUUCACUCAAAAUGAACUGAUGCAUGUGUAGAUAGUGUUGAACGGUUUGUACAGUUGGAGAGUCUUUGUAUGAACACAGAACUUUUCAUAACGACUCUGUGAGAUACAGCAUCAGCAGCCGGAGCUCGAUAGUGACUGAUGUCAGGUCGACUCACUCAUUAUUCCUAGUAAAUGUUUUGCCUUAAACAACUUUGUUUUUAAUUGUUUUGUACAGAGAUGAAGCCGUUAUCGACGAGCAUGUUGUCAGUGUGUGGGGUUUGUGUUAAAGUUUUUCAGACUGCCAAGCUCAGGUAUAUCACCAGUGUGCAGAGCGGUGUGUUCUUAGACAACUAUGGUAAAAACAAACAAGUCUCUCCUUCACCUGCCAAUGCAAAUAAAAUUUCAUACUCCCACCUGGAA
This is a messenger RNA of Lates calcarifer (barramundi perch), 6276 nucleotides long. RefSeq names its product choline/ethanolamine phosphotransferase 1b (gene cept1b). The transcript is spliced from 10 exons. NCBI's taxonomy places the organism in Eukaryota, Metazoa, Chordata, Actinopteri, Centropomidae. The record is from RefSeq and is a predicted model, not a curated record. Gene Ontology annotation, biological process: phosphatidylethanolamine biosynthetic process. The coding region runs from base 335 to 1615 and encodes 426 amino acids. Gene Ontology annotation, molecular function: ethanolaminephosphotransferase activity; diacylglycerol cholinephosphotransferase activity. Gene Ontology annotation, cellular component: endoplasmic reticulum membrane; Golgi apparatus.